Molecule: messenger RNA, 6098 nt
Organism: Drosophila mojavensis
Lineage: Eukaryota; Metazoa; Arthropoda; Insecta; Diptera; Drosophilidae
Gene: Cep164
Product: trichohyalin
Exons: 4
Coding region: 341-4792 (1483 amino acids)
Molecular function (GO): protein binding
Source: RefSeq, a predicted model, not a curated record
GCAACGCACGCACAACACUCGCAUAGCCAAAUAGAACGGGGCAGUCGAAUCGGUCGGUUUUGGCUUUAAAAGCGCCAGAGCUUAACUAAAGAAGUCACAUUCGAUUUUCGCUCUAAGCUCUUAAUUCGCUGCGACGGCUACACACACACACACACACACAUACACACACUCACAAACAUAUGUAUAGGAUGCCGUUGCACACUUAUGCAACGCUGGCGACAUCUGACGGCAUAAUUUGCCAUAAUUAAAACAGCACGAAUUUAAUAAUAAACCGCUAAGGCGAAAAAGUCAGCUAACGGCUUUAAAAGCAGCGACGGUGGCAGCGGCAGCGACAGCGACGAUGGCAGCGGCAAUGGCCAACAACAGCAACUCCUCGGCAACCGCAUCGCUGGCCACAACGCCGGCGACGACGCCAACGACGCUGACAACAGCAGCAACAACAGCCAAACGCAUGGGCUACACAACGCCAGCAGCGACGUCAGCAACGGCGUCAGCAUCGGCAUCUGCAUCGGCGUCAGCGUCAGCGCCGGCAACGGCGUCAGCGUCGGCGUCGUCAACGACAACGUCUUCGGUCAUCUGCAAGGAAGUCUUCGAUGAAGCCUGUUUACCAUCAUCCGAGGAGAUAAACGAUUAUGCGACAUUGAUUGGAAUCGAUCCGAGCAAGGAGCCCCAUUUGUUAUAUCUGGCCAAAGAGGGGCUUAUGGCCGCACUGCCCUCCGAGUGGAAGAUCUGCUAUUCGGAGGAAAAAGGCGGCCACUAUUAUCACAAUACGCGCACAAAGCAAUCGCAGUGGGAUCAUCCGUUGGACGCGGUCUAUCGGGACUUGGUCGAGCAGACGCGUCAGAAGCUAGCAACGGCAACUGGUGCUGUUGCUGCUGCUGGUGCUGCUGGUGGUGGUGGCGGCGGCGGUGGUGCCACACCCAUUAUUGAUAACUCGGACGAUGUGUCGCAGCUGGACUCGGGCAUACGUAGCAUGCAAGGAACGGACGAGCUGCUGGACGACAUGAGCUCACCCCUAAACAAUGGCAGCAGCCAGACGGUUGGAACGUCAGCUGCGACUAGUGGUGCUGGCGGUGCCGGUGGUGCCGGUGGUGCCGGUGGUGCCAAUGGUGCUGGUGGUGCCGGCAACUCUAAGACACAUACCACGACUGGUGGCGCAUCGGCUUUUCCGGGUCCGAGUGGGUUUAGCGGUGGAGUCAGUCGCUUCCUGGAGACGCGCGGCAAGAGCUUCGGGCCCAUCUUUCAGCCGGUGAAGAACACACGCUUCGAGGUGGCCAAAACGAACCAGCAAAUCAGUCUGGCCAUGAAAUUCGGCAGCAUGGAACCGUCCCAGCCGCCACAAGAGCAACAGCAACAGCAACAACAGCAACAACCGAGGAGAGGCUCGUUCCAGCUAUCCGGCACGGGCGCCAUGUUCCUCAAGUCACGCCGCCAGCUGGAGACAACGGAGGGCGGCAGCACUGCGUGUGGUGUGAAAGGCAUCCUGCGGGACUCCAGCUUGACGGACAUGCGCAGGCGCUACGAGCGUGAUGAGGAUGCAGUGGUGGUGGAGGACAAGAAGAGCGUGCGCUUCAAUCUGGUGGAGACCCAACGGAUUUGCACCUCGCCCACUGAGGAGGACAAUGCGCGCAAGCAGCAGCAAUCGCCCGAGCAGUCCAUGGAGGAGGAGGAAGCGGAGCAGGAGCAGGCCUCUGCGCAAGAGGUGGACCACGAGGAGGAGGAGGAGGAUGAUGAUGAGGACGAGGCGUUGGGGCACGGCAAUGCCGUUGCUGCGGCAGUGGCCGUCGAUAGCAACGAAGACGACGACGAUGACGACGAGGACGAUGACGACGAUGACGACGAUGAUGUUUGGGAUGAGGACUUGGCCGAUCCCGAUGCCAUGGUCGGCAUGUGCAGCCUGAACCCCUUCAUCAGUGACUCGAACAAGCCGAUACGGAUCAUCAGCCUGCCCAAGGCCCAGACCAUACAGAUGCUGAAGCAGGAUGUGGAGCAGACGAGCAGCUACUUGGACAAGCUGAAGGAGAGCUCGACGGCCACAGUGAAGCCGCUGUACGAGGACACCGACUCGGACUCCAAGGGCAGCUCGGUGCGCAGCUUCAUCAUCAAUAAGUCGGAGCAGGAGUCGCUGCACGGCAGCAAUCCGAGCAAUCCCUUUGACCUCGACGAGCUGCACAGCAAGCACAGCCACGAGCUGGAGCAGCUGCAGCGCAAAUCGGCGCAGACCCAGGCCCAGCUGGCCAGCGAGAAGCUCGGCCUGCGCAGCCUGAAGAUGGCCAGCAAGCUGGUGGGCCUGCUCAAGAACAAGGAGCACAGCAGCGAAAUGCUGAACGAGGCGGCCGCAUUGCAGCAGCUGCAGAAGGACAUGGAGGCAAUGAAGCGGGAGCACGAGGUGCGCCUGAAGAGCCUGAGGCAUGAGUACGAUCUCCGUCUGACGGCGCACCAGCAUCAGCUGGAGGAGGCGUUCCAGCUGCAGCUGGAGGAGUAUCGCGACCAGCUGGAGCAUCAGCUGCAAACGAAGCGCGCCCAGGUGGUCAGCGAGCACAAGACGCGCAUGGCCACGUUGCAGUCGAACCAUGCCGAGCUGCUGCACGAACUGGAGCGCGACCUGCGCUCCGAGCAGGAGCUGCUGCGGCGCGAGCAUGCCACCAAGCUGAGCCAAAUGCGGGACAAGCUCAACCACGAGCUGGAGCUGGAGAAGCAGCGAUUGCGCGACAACGGCGAGGAGCGCCUCUACGAGAAGGUGCGCUGCGAGAAGCGUCUGCUCGAGGACAAGUAUCGCUGCCUGAAGGAGAAGUACGUGCGGCUCAAGACCGAUGUGAAGCUGUCAUUGGAGCGACGCAGUCGCCGGCGUGAGGCGCAGGCCCAGGCCCAGGCGCAGGUCCAGGCGCAGCUGGAGCCGCACCUGCAGACGAACAACUCGGAGACUGAGCGUUCGCUGUCGCAGAAGCCGUCCAUUGGCAACAGCGAGAACCGUUCGCUCAGCUACUCCGAGCAGGCAACCACCACGGACGUCAAGCUGAAGCCGCCAGUGCCCCCAAAGAGCCACCUGGGCAAGCAGGCAGCCAGCGUCUGUCUGGCCAGCAAGUAUAUCAAGCAGCUGCAGCUGCAGGACGAUGCCAACACCUCGCUUAGCCAGUCGGACACAACGCUAUCGAACAACUACAGCAAGGGGCGGUAUCUGACGGCGCCAUCGACCACGUUGGUGCUCAGCGACAACGGCAACUCGGACUCGGAGGCACAGCAGCAGCAGCAGCAGCAGCAGCAGCAACAGCAGCAACAGCAGCAGCAGCAGGAGCACAAUAACAAUAACAAUAACAACAAAGCCUUAACGGUGCCUCGCAAGAAACUCUUCUCGCGCACCAAAUCCGCCUCAACAUCGCGUCUCAACUCCGACUACAACAAGCAGCAGCAGCAGCAACUGCAGCAGGUGGAACGUCCUUGCACGCCCGUUGAGAACCUGCGGCAUCAGCUGCAGAAGCUGGAGGAUCUGGAGGAUCAGUUCCCGGAGCACACGCUGGAUACCACAUACCACUUGCGGUACCCCUUCACGGACAUUGUGGCCAACGAGCAUGCGGCCGUGGUUGGCUCGGUGGUUGGGUCCGAGCUGGAGUUCUUCAAGCAUCGCAUACACCUGGAGCGGGACUCAGUGCGUCGGGCCAAGGAAUCGCUGCGCACGCAGCGCACCAAUUUCCGUGCACGCCAGCGCGAGAUCAAGCAGCGACACAAGAGCUUGACGAUGAGCGCGCCCAGGCACUCGCUCGAUCAGCUGAUUCAGGAGGAGAAGGAACUGACCGAAAUGGAAGUCAAUUUGCAUCGGACGCGCGCGCUGCUCGGCGAGAAGGUCAUCAGGCUGAGGCACCUGGAGCAGAGCCUGCUGCGCAUCUACGAGAAGGAGAAGCCGAGCCUGGAGCAGGAGCCCAAGGAUGAUGCCACCACGCUCAGUGAUCUCUCCUCCCACUCCAGUUCGGGCUUCAGCAGCACCGACUUUGCCAGCGGCGCGGACUUGCACAAGCGCAAGGAGUACUUUCAGCAGGAGUCGAACGAGUGCAUACAGAAUCUGGAGAUACUGAAUGCCGAGAUACGCGAAAUACUGGACAUCCUUGGCCAGAAGCAGCAGCUGCACCACCAGCAGCAGCAGCAGCUGCAGCAGCCGCCGCCGCCGCACCACCAUCAAUCGCAGUCGUCGCACGGCCUGGCCCUCACCAUGCCGCUGAUCUCGCCCAACGAGCUCAGCUGGUCGCAUAUGCUGAGCAGCCAGCAGUCCUCGUCGAUGGCCACGACGAUGGCCGGCACGGCCAGCGGCUCGAAUCAUAGCAUUAGCACCACCACCAGCGCUGCUGCAGCGGCCGCCGCCUCGGUCCAUGCACCACAGUCGAUACCGACCCUGGCCGAUCGCCUGGAGACGUACCGUCAGCUAGCAGCGGGCCGCAUGCACAGCUCGAUGGGCGGCGCCAUCCUGGCGGCCAACACCAUCGUGUCGCAGAGUCCACGGGCGGUCAACUACACCACCAGCCUGGUGGAGCGCACGCGCGACUUGCGCAACUGGCUGAGGCAGGCCAAGACUGAGCACGAGCUCCUCACGGGCAUGAAUGUGCAGCAUGGCCUGGCCAUGCAUACGAGCGGCUCGACGGUGGGUGGCAUCAGUGGCAUUGGGGGCAUCGGUGCGGCGGUGGGUGGCCAUUCAACGGCCGGUACUUCGCCCGUUUCCAGCAGUGGUGCAGUGGGUGGUUCGGUGGUUGCGACCGCCAAUUCAACCAAUUCAGCGGCCAGCGCAGCCCAAACUAAUUUCUAAGCGAUUCGGAUCCAUUAUGCAAAAUCUAGUCCAAAAUCUAGUCUAGUCGUAGGACAUUGCUAGCCGUAGUUAUACCCUAUAAAGAGUAGCUUUAUGUCUGUAUAUAGGAUUAGCAAGCUUAUUAUUAUUAUGAUUAUUAUUAUUAUGCCUAUUGUCUGCCUUUUACGAAGCCUAGCAUUGUUUUAACUUUUUUUGUCAACUGAGUUGCAGCUGCUAAGCAUACCCUAUAAUUCUCAAAUAAUUCAAAAUGUCUAGUUUAAGUCCAAUAUUUUUUGUUACAUGUGCGAAGUGUAGUGCUCCAAUUUUAGUGCAGGGUAUUUGCAAGUCGAGCAUUGCUUCUACUAGAAAAAGAUAUGAGAAAAUAUGUUUCUUUGAUAAUAAGUAUUUUAAUACUCUGCUGAAGUAUAUAUUUUGAUUAUAACGGGGUAUCUUCAAGUCAGGCAUACUCUGUAAUUAUGAAGAAGAAAUCAAAUAAUUGAAGUCAAAAUUGUUAAUUGUACUUAUUAAAGACUCUGAACUUCAAGUGUUUUAUGUUCAUUACAGGGUAACUGAUAGCCGAGCAUAUGCCGGUUUUUUAAGAAACAAAAAUAUUUACUCCAUUUAAGUUGAAUUACGAUAGCUGAAUCGUAGAAUCUACAUCCAAUGUGCAAUUUUAACUAUAGAGUAUCUGCUAGUCGAGCAAACCCUGUAAUUGUGAAGAAGAAUGUGUAAUACUCAAUUUAAGUGAAACAACCUAUUGUUAAUAUUAAAGAGAUACAGUCACAUGCUACAUGUAAUAUUACAGGGUAGCUACAAGUCAAGUAUACCCUGCUGAAUUAAAAAAAAAACUUUGAGUCGAAUCUUAUUAUUGUAAGCAUUGAAAAGUUACAGUUAUAUGCGCAAUAUUCAUUGCAGGGUAGCUACUAGUCGAGCAAUUUAUUUGUGUUUCAGUCACGCCUAAAUUCGGGGGCUUUAAAUUGUUGUGCCCCAACUAUUAGCUGCCAAUAAACCGAAAGAAACCGAUAAGAUAUAACCCUAAAAAUCCCCGAGCAAAAAGAGAAAUACAAUUGUACAAUUGUAUACAAUGAACCUAAAUCAAAAGAAAAAUCACAAAAUUCUAACUAAGUAAAUUAACUGCAAGUUAAUCUGACUGUCAUAGUUAAUCAACGCUCUGCUACACUGAGAGAAUAAAUUAAAAUAUCAGAUCUAUUGUUGCAAAUAUUUGAAACGUGCAAAUGUUUGGCCAACCAAUUCGCAUAGAGUUUUCAGGGUAUUCACAAUGCCCAAUUCAUAUAAAAUAUAUAUACAUACAUAGAUUGUUAAAAGA